AUGGCAUCCCAAACCUGGCACUACGAUGUCGAAGCCGACGCAAAACUCGAACCCGUCGUCACCCACACUCACAUUCCCGGCGACCAAACUCCUUCCAGCGACGACGGAGACAGCAGCUCCUCAAUCAACAAAGAACUCAUCACAGCCCUCGUCACCGAAGACCACCAACAUGCCAUCAAACUCCGCACCAUGUCCUGGCAAAAAGCCGCCUGGCUCCUCGCCGGUGACCAAGUCUGUCUCGCCAUCAUGGCACAAUCCUGGUCCUUAUCCGUCCUCGGUUGGCUUCCUGGCCUUCUGACCAUGAUCAUCUCCGGUGUUCUGUUCUACAUCACAUCCCUCACGAUGCAUAAAUUCAUCAUGAAGAAUCCGCAGAUUCGCGAUAUUUGCGAUUUUGGGUAUUAUGCUUUCGGGAAGUCGAAUGUCGCUUAUGGGUUUACGGCUUUCAUGCUGCUGGCCAACAACAUCCUUCUCAUCGGUUUCCAUGUGUUGACCGGAGCCAAGGUGUUGAACACACUCUCUGAUCAUUCGCUUUGCACUGUGCUGUUUAGUGUCAUUGCGAUGGUGAUGGGGAUUGUGUUAUCUUUGCCCAGGACGCUGAAGCAUGUGAGCUUCAUGUCGAUGUUCUCCGCUGCAGCUAUGGGUAUCGCGAUCUUGUUGUUCUUGGUCUUUGCUGGAAUUGAAGAUCAUCCUGGAGCGGGAUAUGGAGGGGCGUAUCCGAAAUUGGGCGAGAUCCUGUUCCCUACCUUCAUCGCCGAGAUGGAGAAGCCGCAAGAUUUCCCCAAGGCGCUGACCGUCCUUGCUGGUAUUUCUGGUAUCCUCUUCAUUAUUCCGCCAGCCAUCGGCUUCCACUACCUCGGACAAUACGCGACCGCGCCAGCUUUCGGAUCCCUGGGCACAGAUGUGUUCAAGAAGGGUUCCUUCGCAUUUGUUAUCGUUCCUACACUAAUCAUCGGUGUUAUUUACGCGAACGUCACGGCCAAGUUCGCCUUUGGUCGCAUCAUGGGGACGUCUCGUCAUGCGCACAGCAACACAAUCGUCGGCUGGGGUACCUGGGUGGCGGUCAUGGUCGCCAUCUGGGUCGUGGCAUUCGUCUUCGCAGAGGUCAUUCCUUCCAUGGGAGACUUCCUGUCUCUACUUGGCGCGGCAUUCGAUUCCUUCUUCGGAUUCAUCUUCUUUGCGGUCGCGUACUGGCAGCUGUACAAGGGCAAGCUGUUCAGCACCCCUACUCGAUCGGUCAUGUCUGUCGUGCACGUUGUGGUCAUGAUUUGCGGCUUGUUCUUGCUCGGUCCGGGUCUUUAUGCCGCGGUGAAGGCGAUCAUUGCUGAUUAUACGGGAGGAACAAAGCCAGCAUUCAGCUGCGCUAAUCUUUCGCUGUAG
Molecule: messenger RNA, 1377 nt
Organism: Cercospora beticola
Lineage: Eukaryota; Fungi; Ascomycota; Dothideomycetes; Mycosphaerellales; Mycosphaerellaceae
Biological process (GO): amino acid transmembrane transport
Molecular function (GO): L-amino acid transmembrane transporter activity
Source: RefSeq, a predicted model, not a curated record